AUGGGCAUCUGGGACGUUUUCACCGAUAUCGUCGAGGCCGCAACGCCAUGGAGCGUCGUCGAAGCUGAGGCUCCGGCUGCCGAGGAGGAACCUCAGUGCGCCCCCGCCAAACACCACUUUGAGCACUGCGUCGAGCGCGUCCAGGAGCAGCAGGAGAAUGGCGGUGCCAAGGAGGACUGUGUCGAGGAGUUCUUCCACCUCGCUCACUGCGCUACCGAGUGUGCUGCUCCCAAGCUCUGGGCCAAGCUCAAGUAA
This is a messenger RNA of Geosmithia morbida, 255 nucleotides long. RefSeq names its product ubiquinol-cytochrome c reductase subunit 6. The transcript is spliced from 3 exons. The record is from RefSeq and is a predicted model, not a curated record. Gene Ontology annotation, biological process: mitochondrial electron transport, ubiquinol to cytochrome c. The coding region runs from base 1 to 255 and encodes 84 amino acids. Lineage: Eukaryota; Fungi; Ascomycota; Sordariomycetes; Hypocreales; Bionectriaceae.